AUGCCUCCGCUACCGGGCGAGGAGCGUCUUUUGACUGUUUUUGCGGACAUUCAUUACUAUUUCGCAGCGCCAACUCUAAAGCCUCUCCAUCACCGCUUUGAUAAAGGUUCCUACUUGUAUAUCUACCAGGAUGCCUCUCAAAACAAGGCGCGAGUCGAAAUCGCCAAUAACCCAGGAACACCAGAGCAAGAUGCAUUCCAUGGCGCCUUGCACAAUGUACAUAUCCGACACUCGACUCAUUUCCCGACCUUAUGCACCUUAACUGUUGAUGGAGUUAGCAACGCCCCUCAACCACAGCAUGCAUCUCAGUACGAAUGGCGACUGCCAAGCGGAGACCCCCGCAACGAACGGCAUAGCCUCCUGCGUCUUCACACACUCGAUAUUUAUUUCUGGACAUUGGACGAUGCCAAUCAGUUCUUAGAUACAGCCGGUCAUGUACUUGAAGCUUCGCAGGUCAAGUCGGACCGUACCAACACUAUCCCACAGCCAGAACAGCCGAUGAGUUCCGUGGUACAGCAACUUGAGAACAUAGCUGUCUCAGAUCCGGCAUAUCAGAACGGACAGACUCGCAACUCUCGAUCUGAUUCCGCGCCUACAUCAGCACCAGCUUCGCAGGGUACCCACCAGCCUAUGAGCUUCCCACCCCCUCCUCCUAGCGGCCCACCGGCCGACCAACAAGCAAAUAUUGAACAGAAUCCCGAGAACAAGAAAGAGCCAGAGAAUUUUGCACCUCUUCCAUACAACCCUGCCGCCCCAGCAGCACCAGAGCCAAUCAAGCACCGCGAGAAGACCCCGCCACCAGAAGAUGGAACCGAAGGCACUGGUUUAAUGGCAGCCGUCGCCGCAGACCAUGGCAUCCCCUAUACACCCUCACAGAAAGUCGGAGGGGUACCAUCAUUCGGGCCCCCACCGACCUCAACGCCCGGAGCACCAUACCCAGGUGCAUCAGCUAUGGCUCCAACAGGCUAUAGUUCCCCUCCACCGAGCGCCGGCCUCCCAAGAUCAGCCACAUUCCCCCUCCAACAAACCCUUCCAAGCCCCGGCCUUCCAUCCUACAAUCAAGCCUAUAGAACUGGCCAAGCGUGGCCCGGCUCGCCGCCCGAAGAUCCAAAUGCUCAUCUAUUUGCACAGCAAGCGUACGGAUCUCCGCAGUCACCUCCUCAGCAACUCCCCAUUGGCGGGUACUCGAAUUACUCGUAUAACCAGUCGGUGACGGGUCAUACACCUGGUUCGUCUGAAUAUGAUAUCCAUAGUCAGGUGUACAGACCAACUGAGGCCGAAGCGGGUUCGCAUGGCCAGAAAUAUGCGGCACGAGCUAUGAAAGCUCCCGGGCAGCGACCAAGAAAGUUAGAGGAUAAUGCGGCAAAGUUGGAAAGUGGAAUGAACAGGUUUUUGAAGAAGCUAGAGAAAAAGCUGUGA
This is a messenger RNA of Penicillium atrosanguineum, 1419 nucleotides long. RefSeq lists its product as uncharacterized. The record is from RefSeq and is a predicted model, not a curated record. Bases 1 to 1419 code for a protein of 472 amino acids. The transcript has 2 exons. NCBI's taxonomy places the organism in Eukaryota, Fungi, Ascomycota, Eurotiomycetes, Eurotiales, Aspergillaceae.